AUGACCUGUCAAUUUAAUCCAGCCGAUGUGUUUUUUUAUGGUCCUCAGGCAAUGCCAGCUGAAUUACGAGCAGGAAGGCCACAAUCUGAAAAAAUGCAAGCUCAAAAUAACAGUGGAGGGAGCGGCCAACGAGAAGAACGUGACGCACCGCGAGAGUCUGGUCUCUUGAGCUAUUUCCUUCGUGUUCCCACUGAGCUACUUCUCAAUACUGAUCAAUCAUCUGACUAUGCACCCUACGACGAGUAUGAAGAAAGUGAGGACUAUUCUGGCGCUGUGUAUGAGCAAGAAAUUGAUGCGGAAACAGCGUUUAGUGAACAUUUUCGCCAGCGCUUCAGUGAGUUAUCUUUAUUUUCCUCAUUUUCUACUUUACUGUAA
This is a messenger RNA of Strongylus vulgaris, 375 nucleotides long. The record is from the annotation of a GenBank genome assembly. Lineage: Eukaryota; Metazoa; Nematoda; Chromadorea; Rhabditida; Strongylidae.